GGUUAACAUUUGUUUUGGAUGGCUCUUUGCGUGCAGUCCAUUCGUGACGAUGAAGACAUCCCGAGGCGCGAGGGGUGCAAGCAAGGGGAGGAGUGCAAGAAGAACCGGCACAGUGUCUUCUCGGGGGCAGCCGGCGUGCUCCGAAGGGGUUGUGCAGCAAAGGCGGCCACCGGAGCAGGAUGAUUUUCCCCAAAUGGGAGAAGGAGAUGAGGAUGAAUAUGUUUUAGAAGACGGAGAGUUCGUGGCAAGAGAAGGCGUAAGAGAGGAAGAGGAAGGAGAGGGAGAGGAAGGAGAGGGAGAAGAAGAGGAAGAGCAAGGAGUAGAAGAAGAGGAAGAAGAAGAGGAAGAGGACGAGGAAGAAGAUCCAAUGGAGGAGGACGGCAGCUGGCAGAGAGAGUUCCUCGAGUCGAGGCCCGUUCGCAGCGACUUCAAGUACUUCUUUUGGGCCGUGUAUGUCACAGUUGGAUUAGCUUAUCUUCACGUCAAGACCAGCGGCAACGGUGUCUAUGCACGAAUCGGCGAAAUUUUAUUUGCAGCGCACGUGACUGAAAAAUAUCUCAUCGCGGAGUUGUGGGUCGUUAUCAAGGGCAAGCUCACGAAAUGUCUGUUGAAGGGGGAUAAAUUAAUGCCCAUGAAGUUGCCCAUCCAAAACAAGAGGUUGUUGGCAUUAAACAAGACUGGUUGCAUGUGUGUUUUCAAGCCCCAAGAGAUUUGGGAGCUCAUGUGUAAGAUCAUGAGCAUGUGGCAGAAGGGCGAGGCCAAAGGCCAAAAACUGAAGCCGGCUGCGAGGAGCUUCUUGAAAGCAGACCAGGAUCUGGAACCGAGCGAGUCCGAGGACGCGAAGAAAAGCCAGCAUGGGAAGAGGCUUGAUAGGGCGGCUGCGAAGGAACAAGAAAUGGCGCUUCUUUAUCCACGGGUGCAACUGCAGGGUAACAAGGUCCCCAUGGUCGCCGAGGACAUGCCAGCGCAACACAGGAUAGCCAUGGGUAGUAUGGCUCCAGAGAACGCCGUCCCUAUCCUCCUUGAGGUCAUUGCGAAGCAGAUCUCGCUUAAGGAGAUGGAGAAGAAGUUCCAACUUGUCAAGCAAAUCGCCUACGUCUGCAAGGCAUUCGCAGUGGGGGUGGGCGCUGCUGACUUCAAGGACGCCGAAAAGGAGUAUCCUCUCCACACAAAGAAAGAGAUUUUGGAGAAGUUCGUUGGUGGCAUCAGAAGGGGUCAGACGAGUAUCCCCGCACUGGAUGGCAAUAUUAAACGGGCCAUUGAAUGGAAGAACAAGGAGAGGAGACUGCAAGCGAAGAACGCUAUUCACGCGUUCCGUACAAAACCUCUCGUGGAACCGUUCGUCGAGUGGACGAAGGUGACACACGACAACGACUCGGCGGAAGUGAAAAUUAUCAAUGGCGACAUGCGCUUGUUGUCGAAGCUGCAAACAGAAAAGUUGCCGAUAUCUCUGGCUAUUUUCGACUUCCCUUACGGGUUCGCGCACGAGGGCCACGCAUCUGAUAAUGAGUCGUUUCCGGAGUCGGACGUUGUGGAGAUUCUUCACAAUCCGAAGGACGUUUCCAGUGCCCCGUUGUGGACAGUUGCGGGAUUCUGUUCCGUGGACAUGCUUCCUUCCAUCCGUUCCGCGUUCCGGGAGGUUUGCAAUGCAGGGCAGAAACUUUUGACGUGGUGCAAGCCUAAUGUCGGGUGGGCCGCGGCUUGUGAGUGCGACCGAAUUCUGCGUGCUCGGCUACUACAGUGAGAGUGGGCGGUGCGAGAUGGCGCAUUGCAAUUUUGAUCCCACUGAUAUGCGUCACAAUUUCCAGCUCUUCAAUGCUGUGACGCAGAAGUACCAGUACCCUGGUGGCGGUGUUCUCUGCCCGUACCAGAAGCCGUAUACUUUGUACUCCUGGCUUGUGAACAAAUUCUCUCCCGCAGGGGCCUGCGUUCUGGAUGGUUUCUCCGGUUCCGGCACAUGCGCCAUAGCGUGCGUUAAGGCAAAUCGGAAUUGCCUUGUGGUGGAGAUAAACACCAAGUGCGCUA
Molecule: messenger RNA, 2025 nt
Organism: Chara braunii
Lineage: Eukaryota; Viridiplantae; Streptophyta; Charophyceae; Charales; Characeae
Source: the annotation of a GenBank genome assembly